UUUCCGUUGCAAAAAUAAAGACAUAACUAAAUCCAAAGAAGGAAAUUUUUAGAGGUUUAGAGUUUAGAUCAAGAUUUAGGAUUUUUUUUCUUCCCCGCCAACAUCCCUUCUUCCACGUCUCUCUUCAGUGUUUGUUCUUCUUCUUUCCCCUUUCCAAUUACACCUUCAUAUUGGAAAUCGAACUUACAUCAUUACUGCCAGGUGAAUCGUACCAAGGUCGGACUUGAAAAUGGUUUCUGAAUUGAUAAAUGCGAACCCCGUUGUGUAUGAGAAGAAGGAGCGUCGAGCUAGGAUUGCUCCAAGUGUGGAUGAAUAUGCAGCUGAAACUAUCGACCAGCUAGAAAUUUUUGACUAUCUUAGAGAUAUAAAAGAUCCAGAGCAUCCCUAUUCUCUAGAAGAGCUGAAAGUUAUAACAGAAGAUGCCGUUGAGGUAGAUGACAAGCGAAGUUAUGUAAGGGUCACAUUCACGCCUACUGUGGAACAUUGUAGCAUGGCGACCGUUAUUGGAUUAUGCUUGCGUGUGAAACUUAUGCGAUGUUUACCUUCACGUUAUAAGGUGGAUAUUAGAGUAGCACCUGGGACUCAUGCUACGGAAGCUGCAGUAAAUAAGCAGUUGAAUGAUAAAGAACGGGUAGCUGCAGCAUUGGAAAACCCUAACCUUGUCGACAUGGUAGACGAAUGCCUUGCUCCAUCUCUUGAAUGAGGAAGUUUAGGCAGUUUUUUUGUUCUUUUUGAACAACUUUUCAUUGGUUUUAUUUAAUUAAUUGUAUUAAUAAGGUUGUUGUUUAGUGAAAUAACAAUGUAGUAGUUGACAUGAAAUAGGCUGUAUCUUUGUAAAGAGAUAUAUGCAGAGCAUUUAUAUCAUCA
Lycium barbarum (goji berry) is the source of this 867-nucleotide messenger RNA. Its product is annotated as protein AE7-like. The transcript is spliced from 6 exons. Gene Ontology annotation, biological process: iron-sulfur cluster assembly. Bases 230 to 703 code for a protein of 157 amino acids. NCBI's taxonomy places the organism in Eukaryota, Viridiplantae, Streptophyta, Magnoliopsida, Solanales, Solanaceae. The record is from RefSeq and is a predicted model, not a curated record.